This is a messenger RNA of Teleopsis dalmanni, 2060 nucleotides long. RefSeq names its product Usher syndrome type-1G protein homolog (gene Sans). The transcript is spliced from 5 exons. NCBI's taxonomy places the organism in Eukaryota, Metazoa, Arthropoda, Insecta, Diptera, Diopsidae. Gene Ontology annotation, molecular function: protein binding. The record is from RefSeq and is a predicted model, not a curated record. Bases 515 to 2038 code for a protein of 507 amino acids.
UGAAGUUCAUUAUCAGUUAACUUAUUUUUCUCUGCAGGUAAACAAGUGGCAAUUUCCAUGAGUGACGGUGAAAAUAUAAACAAACUUACAAGUAAAGUUUACCAACAAUAAUUCGUUAUAUAAAAAAAUUAAAGAAUUUAAAAUAAACAAAUUUUAAAGCAUUUAGUAUAAUGAACUUGUUUUUAUUGAGCUUACAUACGGGCUCGAUUUCUAAUUACUAAACGUACGUGUGUGUGGUUGUAUAUAUUAGCCGAAAGUACUUUUCACUUCAUGCGUGCAAUUGUCUACGAUCGCAGUUCUUGCCCAAUCGAGUUAUUUUCUCUUAUUGAAGUGAAAAAAAAGAAAAAUAAUUAGCAAAAAUACAAAUUCAAGUUAAAAGUAAUUAAUUUUUAUAAUAAAACGCGUUACAUAUUCUUCUGAUGUCUGUAUAUCUGUGUUAAGUGAAUAAGUCCUUUUGAGUUAAUAUAUAAAAAUUUGGAAGUGAUAUAAACUUUAGAAAAAAAAAUAUUAAAAAAUGUCUGCCGAUAGAUAUCACAAAGCUGCUAAAGAUGGAUUACUUGAUGUCUUGAAAGAGGCUACACGAAAAGAUGCGAAUUCGAAGGAUGACGAUUCAAUGACACCAGUAUUAUGGUCAGCUUUUGAGGGUCGUCUGGAUGCUUUGCGUCUUUUAUGUGGCAGAGGGGGGGAUCCUGAUAAAUGUGACCAAUUUGGAAACACAGCAUUACAUUUGUCAUCUGCUAAAGGACACUUGCACUGUGUUGAUUUUUUGAUUAAAUUUGGAGUGAAUAUAUAUGCGCUCGACAUUGAUAAACAUAGUGCUAAGGAUCUUGCGGCUAUUAACAAUCGAGAUGAUAUAUUAAGGUAUUUGGAUACUGCCAUGUCAAAUUUCGAGACAAAUGAUAGAAAGAAAGCUAAGGCUCUAAAGGAAUUGGCGGAGAAAAAUUGUGAAAAACGCAUGCGCGAAUACAUGAAACGACAACAGAAACAAGAGAAUGAAUGCGUCGAUGUUAAACCAGCUUCAAUCACGAACAAGUCGAGCGGUAAGAUGCUUUCUACAUUGAAACAAAAAAUUUGGUCAAGUCAGGGUAAUUUGAAUAAAUCAGGUAAAGAUAACUUUAACAAUACAAACCCAGGCAGUACCAAAUUUAGUGAUUUAGUGGGUACUAGCAGUAAUAAUAAUGCUGGUGGCUCUAUGGUAAGUCGCACUGGUACUGUACAGAAAAAACUGAAAAGUCAAGCAGCUGGCAAUAAUUAUGGUGACGCUGCCAAUGGUUUUAAGAUCGGGGAAAUCGAAGCAGACGGUAAACGUACAAUAACUUCGUUAACCGGUCUACAAAGGGAUUCUGAAGUUUUGUAUGUUGGAACUUUUAGUUCUAAUGAAGAUAAUGGAAAGCGUGGUAAAAUAAGUGAUGUAUUUGAGGUUGAAGCUGCCAAUAGUGAUACUGAACGUGACACUGGGAGACUAGGUUAUGGUACACUAUCACGUUCAUUUUCACAGCCUGAUUUACUCGAUGAUUAUAGUUGUGAAGGAUUAAGUGAAGAAAUUGGAGCACAAAGACCAGCUGGCCUUUUUGAUAGACCUAUGUUAGGCAGUAUUGCUUUUAGACGUUCAGUUACUGCCGCUUUAAGCCAUUUGCAUACGAACUCUUAUUCACCGGAUACGGCAUCAAAUUCAACGACUAAUACUUCUUUAAACACAUCAGUAACAACUGCUGGUAAAAGUCGUGGUAAUAAAGGUAGAACUUUUCUUAAUUUAUCAGACAGUGACUCAGAUGGUGGCGAUGCGUUCAGUGAUGAAGAUGAUCAAGAUGUUGCUGGUAGUCCCAUACAGCGGUUCUUAGCUGUUUGGGGAUUAGAUGAAUACAUCAACAUAUUUCAGAAACAACAAAUUGAUUUAGACACCCUUAUGCUUUUAACUGAAACUGAUUUGAAGUCAUUAGGACUUCCUUUAGGACCUUUCAGAAAAUUAACGUUUGCUAUACAAGAAAGACGAAAUGCACUUGCCAACCCAGGACCAAUACAGGAUAGCUGUCUUUAAAAUACCCCACAUAUUUAUUAAA